CCACGACAGGAGGUGCAGCAGAGCAGCUUUUUCCUCCCGCUGACUGCUAGAGUUGCACCAUUUCUGUUUGCAUGUCUGAGAAAUGGAGAGAGGCCUUAGAUGUGCUGCAUCCAUGCCCACCUUAUUUCUCUCCUGUUUUGCAGGCAGAAUAUCUAAGGCAAUGGAACGUUCUACUGGCACACUGGGAAAAUGCCCACAAUGUAACGAGCAUUCUGCCAUCAGCCCUAACACCACCUCCUAAAGCACCCUCAGCUGUAAGGUUGAGAUUGCUGUGUGUUUGUGUGUGUGUCUUCUAUAGUGCUGUACUUCCAAAGAAAGAAAUUGAAGAUGUUCACAAAUUCACAUAUAGAGGGAAAAUCCAAGCUGUCUUUCAGACCCAUCUGAAAACUAAAUUGGCAAGCUUUCUCCCUGACACAGGCCAUGUUUAAGCGGCAUGCAGCCAGAGACUGCAUUUAACAAUAUAAAAAUAAUUCUCCAUAGCUUACUGAGGUAGCACACACAAAUAUAUAUGAGUAAUGCCCCAACGUUGCUAGUGAACAAGGCACUUAAUAAAAGCCAAACAACUGUCACACAUAGGUUAGAAGGUCAUUUCUCACACAUAAGAUAAACUAGAAAUCCAUCGAAAGGAUGGAAUCACAGAGAGUGUUGUGAAGUUUACUGGAAAAUAAAAAAUGAGUUUCACAUGUUCUUUCAUUUCCCAAGGGCACUUUGCUAAAUAUGUCCAUAUAUUGGCAUGCAUAGUUCAGAGGGGGUGAAAAAGUAUUCUUGUUUUUUCUUAAGAAAAAGAAGAUGAAUAUGAGUAUCUUGGGCACAUGAAAUAUGCACCAGUUUCAGUCUUGUUGACUUGACCUUAUAGUUUCAAUUAAAAUGCAGCAAGUGAGAGAAAGGAGGGAUAUUGGCACCAUUUGGCAAAUACAGAGCACCAUUUUUGCUUCUGCAGCAUUACCCACAUACAUCCCAUGUUUGUUGAUGUACAGUAAAA
Messenger RNA from Podarcis lilfordi (Lilford's wall lizard), 982 nucleotides. Lineage: Eukaryota; Metazoa; Chordata; Lepidosauria; Squamata; Lacertidae. The record is from the annotation of a GenBank genome assembly.